AUGACCACAAACAAUCCGCAUCGCGCCCUCUCUGUGGCGAAGCUGUGGCGAACGAUGUUAAAGUUGACGACAGUGGCCUGGGCGGCCCUGGUGUUGUCCAUGUGCCUGAUUGUGCUGAUGAGUGUGCAGCAAGGAGGCGAAGGCAAAGGCCGAGGCGGGAGCUCUGUUUGGGGUGGCCUGUUGGAGCUGCUUGACAACGUGCAAGACUUUGUGUGGGCCGUGCUGACCGACGCACGGACGCCGUCCGCGGUCCUGUUCAUCCUUGUCCAUGUCACGUAUGAGGCGGUCAUCUGGCUGAUGCCAUCCGGGCUGUCCACAGAAACAGACGACCUGAACCCACCAGGGACACCGUCGCAGCCACCAAGGCGAGCGCCACGGCCACUGUCCGCGGCAUCAGCGCGCAGGCAUCGAGGUGCGGACAGCACCAAUGGAUUUGGGGCCUCCUCUGGUGGCACCACAAGGCCCAUCCCCUCCUUGUCCGAUGACAGCGACGAUGACGACGACAUGGGUGUGGCUGCUGGCAUCAUGAACGCCGGUCACAACAACAAUGGCGAGUUUGGUGGCGGCUUUGGUGAAGAGGAGGCGGAUUCGCCGGACAACAUGAACGCGAGCACGUUCAGCAGCACCACUGUUGUGAACAGCAGCGUCACGUCCUUCCUGGCGUCGUCUUUUUCGUUCCUGGCCUCCCCGCUGUCCUCGCGUCGCGGAUCAACGCAGCCGUCCUUCUUCACGCCGGCCUCGUCGCCUGUCCUGGACAGGUUCACCCCGCUCAUGAGCGAGGACGAGUACAUUGCCACCCGAUCAAAGCACACGCGCCAGGCGCUGUUUGAGCUCCGCCAGCAGUGGAGCACGCUCGACGAGCACACGCGCCGCCGCAUCGUGCACCGGCGUCAGGUGGAGUCCUUCGCAGAGGGCGGUGCCAUGGACUUGGGGGAGCUGGAGGAGGACGAGCGCGGGCAGCUGCGAACCGACAUCCACGCUGCAACCCUCCUCAGCCCGCAGCUCGUGCACCGCGUUGCAGAGUCGCGCAUCGUGGAGCUGUUUCGGUUCAAGGUUGUGCGCUUCCUGCUGGCGGUCAUGGCCGUGGUCGCCCUGCAGUUCUUCUUCUCCAACGCGUCGUCCUUCAUGGCCACCGACGGUGACGGCGUCCCAAACACCCACGCCCACGCCAGCGCCCUGCCACACUUCCUCCUCGUUGGCUCCGGCAACGUUGUGUGGGAGCUUGUGCGGGCGCUGGUGCUGCUGCAGCUGGCCCUGACCCUUGCUCUCAGGUUCCGGGGCCCCACCCUGUGGCUCGCAGACAAGACGGGCGCCCUCGACCUGCUCAACAGCGUGCUCAGCGUUGUUCUCGCCGGAGACGCGCGGCCGCUCCUGGCGCUACUGCUCAACCCCGUGCUUGCAGGCACCCUGCUCGCCAUCACCUGCGCCCACUACUGCCCGGGAACAGCCACAUCCUGGAUUGCUGGCCUCCCAGACAUGCUGCACCUGCCCCCACAGGUCACACACGUCCUCGCGCAUUUUAUGGCGCUGCCAUCGCUCUUGCUGGGCAACGCGCCCCUCCUGCCGGUCACCCUGGUGCUGGCCGCGGGCCUGUUUCUCGGUCAUCGUGUCGGGGUGCAUCUCGCGUCAUCGCGCGCACUCCGCGCCACCGCCCACGCCCACGCCGUCACGCCCCGCCUCUCCCUCGCCUCUGUUGCGCUGUGGACGUUUGCAGCGCACGUGCUCGCCACCGUGCUUCUGCUCUCCUUCCCCACCCCCACGCGCGAUACGGACGACGAAGGCACGCGUGCGGUUGCUCCGCUCUUUGCGUCGCGCGCCGACACCGCACACGGGCCCUACCCGUGGCUGCGCCCUGUCACCAGCGACACCAGCAGUGGUGGCAGCGGUGCUGUGCCAGCGUUUGACGUGUUUGAUGUGUACUCUGCGCAGUUUGUGGCCAUCUCCGACGCCGCGUGUGUGCUGUUGAAGGAGCACGGGGACGGGUACCGUGUGGGUGACGGCGUGCUGGCCGUGGCUGGCCUGGCCACCGCGCUGUACGGGCACACGCUGGCGCACGCGGCGGUCCUGCUGUCGCUUGUGGUCGGCUUCAACUUCCUGGUCGCCCCGGCCUGCUACGUGUUGGCCCACGCGCUGGUGCUGUCCUGGCCGUCGCUGUUCUACGUUGCGGCCUUCACCCUCCCCCUGGCUGGCAGCGCGUACCUGGCCCUGGUCACCAUGCGUUCCCUGAUGGACCGCCUGCCGGGGUUUCUUGCCCUCGUGCCCGCCGCCAUCGUGUCCCGCGUCACCCACCCCUUCUACCCGCACGCGCUCUCCGUGUUCUUCCUCACCGCCGUCACCCACGUCAACUUCUCCCUGUUUGGCGGCGUGCACGCGCUGCCGGCACUGCUGUGGACGGGCGCAGACCUGGACGAGCUCGGCGAUACGUGCGAGGCCGCGCUUGCGCGCUACCCUGACUGCACCGGCCCGCUGCGUGACCGAUGCACACGUGCGCACGCCAACCAGCUGGUGGCCGACCUGUGCGACGAGCAGGCCGCAGGCGCACUGUCCGUCGAUAACGUGCAGACCCUCAACGUCUUCCUCAUCGCCACGCUCUUUGCCAUGCUGUGCAGCAACGCCCCCUACACGCAGGCUGUCGGCAUUGCGGCUGUGACGGCGAUGGCUGGGCUGGCCAUGGCGGGCCCGCUGUUCCUGCCGCUCUGGGUCGUGGAGGCAACGGCACUGCGCGUCACCGUGUCGUGGCUGCUGGUCAUCUUUGCCACCGCCUUCCAGCUCAAGGUUGCCGUUCCCUUGACCCGAGGCCUCCACCUCGAUGCCACGCACGCCUCUGCCGCCCAACCGGGCCUGCUUCGCUUCCUGUUUUCCUUUGCGCAAAGCUUUGCUGUGGGCGCCGCCAUUGCAGCUUCUGUCCAAUACAUGUCCCCUUUUGAGGAGUAG
Salpingoeca rosetta is the source of this 2934-nucleotide messenger RNA. RefSeq lists its product as uncharacterized. The coding region runs from base 1 to 2934 and encodes 977 amino acids. The transcript is spliced from 2 exons. The record is from RefSeq and is a predicted model, not a curated record. Lineage: Eukaryota; Choanoflagellata; Craspedida; Salpingoecidae.